CGCGCCGCCAGGACCGGCCACUGGAGGUGGAGGCAGAGGCAGGAGAGGUGGCACUGCCAAAGCCAGCAGCGGGCCGCCCAUCCUGACGCCGGGAGCAUCCCUUUGGCCAUCCCGGGGCAUCCCGGUGCCCGCGGGCUGGGAGCUGUGCCCAGGAGGGAUGUGAGGGCUCAUCCCCGGGGAGGCGGAUCCGGGAGGUGCCCCUGGAGCCGGAGCGAGCCGAGCCGAGCCAUGCUGAGCCUCAAACUGCCGCGGCUGCUCAGCAUCCACCAGGUGCCAAAGGGAUACCGGGAGCAGGGAAUCCUGUUCGGGUACCGCCCCCCCCGCAGCUCAGCCACCGACUGCCUGCUCAGCGUCUUCCAGAUGACCAACGAGACCCUCAACAUCUGGACACACUUCCUGCCCGCCUGGUACUUCGUGUGGACGCUGCUGGGCCGGCUGCAGGGGGGCUGGGAGGACCCCCAGGCCUGGCCCCUCCUGGCGUACCUGGUGACCUGCUGCAUCUACCCACUGGCCUCCAGCUGUGCCCACACCUUCAGCACCAUGUCCUGCCGUGCCCGCCACCUCUGCUACUUCUGCGACUACGCCGCCCUCAGCACCUACAGCCUGGGGUCUGCUCUGGCCUACUCAGCCUACGUGUUCCCCCUGGAAUGGGUGGGCUCCACCUUCCACCACUGCUACGUGCCCGUGGCCGUGUUCAACACCGUGGUCAGCACCGACCUCUCCUGCUACUCCAGGUUCCUGGAGGUGGAGAGGCCCCGGCUCAGCAAAGCCUGGCGCACCCUGGCCUUCGUGUACCCCUACCUGUUCGACAGCAUCCCCCUCUUUUACAGGCUGUACCUGUGUGCCCUGGAGGGCUGCUCCGAGGGCUCCAUCCUGCUGCACUACAAACACACGGGCUGUGCCCUCCUCACCUGCUUCAUCUUCGCCACCCACCUGCCCGAGCGCCUGGCACCGGGCACCUUCGACUACAUCGGGCACAGCCACCAAGUUUUCCACGUGUGUGGGAUCCUCGGGACGCACUUCCAGAUGGAGGCCAUCCUGAGGGACAUGGCUGAGAGGCACAGCCAGGUCCUGCUGCCCUCCUCCCUGCAGACCCUGUGCUCCAUGGGGGUCUGUGUCACCGGGAGCCUGCUCGUCAUCGGGAUCAGCUCCGUGUCCCUGCCCCUCAUCCCGGAGCCUCCACACAGGGACAAAUCCCACUAGGACUGGGGACUGGUGGCAGUCCUGCUGCUCCACCAACACCCAGCACAGUGUUGGUGUGGACGAGGAGUUUGUUUGCUCCCAGUAUUUAUUGAUGAUCUUCUCAAGGGCUCGAGGAGCUGCACUGGUUUAUCCACUGAGCUUUAACGCUGCAAACGGGUUUGGAGACGCUUUAAAUCCAGUUGUUAUCCCGGGAAAGAUGUAAAAUAUCCUGAGUUUUAUCCGAAAAAAGGGACAGAAGUGCUGCCACUUCCCAAAGCAAUGGGGAUUCACCAGGUGUGCCUUAGGGAGGGGUCACAGGGAACGUGGUGACAGCGAUGGCACCGGUUUGGAGCGAUGGCCACGACCCCCGGGGAGGCACGAGGGCUCCCUGGCCCCUGUUCUCACCUUCCAAGGGGCAUCAUUUUGGAAUCUGAAGCCUUAAAUAUCCACCUUUCACAGCCUUAAACCCAACCCCAGUGCCUGACAGAUGUGGGAUUGAGGGACUGGUUUAAAAUCAGCUGGUUUUGAUCGAUACAUGGAAAAAGUGAUCCUGGAAGAGCUUCCCUGGGGUGUUCCUCCAGAAUAGCUGGUUUUUGGGUCUAAUUCUGGCAAAAAGGGAAGUAAUUCUUGUGGGAAAGCUGAGCUCUCAUGUUGGCAAAGCAAGUCCAUCCUUUCCUGAGUGUUUCUGGAGGCUGGAUGGACCCUUGGAUGGAGGGGCUGACACGGGAGAGCCAAACCCCUGAACCCCUCUGGGUUUUGGGGUCACUCACGUGGGAUAAUGUUGGAAUGUUCUGUUGGAUGAGGGAUUGGGAUGGGGUGUCCAGGAGGAUGAACCACCAGCAGAGUAGGGAGUGGGAUCUGGGCAGUGUGGAGUUGGGAGAAAGGCAGGAUUUGGGAUUAAACACCCAAGGGAUCAAACCCUGGGAUUUUAAAGCAUUCCCAGAGUUACCCCUCUGCUCCUGCUGUUGCUCUUUGCUUCCCUUUCCUGCUGCUCCUGGAUUUUCCAGGCACAGAGCCUGGAGGUCUCAGCCUGAUCCAGGAGAGGGACAGCUCAGCUGGUGGCUCCAGGAAUCCAGGGAAAAUCCCCUUGGAUUUUCCUACAGGAACAAGCGACACUUCUAGGGAAUAUUAUCAAUCAUACGGGUGUUUAAUUAAUGUUUUAAUUGCCUCUGCCAAGGUAGAACUGAUGCACUUUGGAGUGACAACCCAACAGCUCAUUAAAUAUGGGAUCAUGUGGUUAAACAUGGAAUGACUAAAUCCUUUGUUUUGAAAGCUGACCAAGAUUUGUGGGAAUAUUUAUAAGCACUGGAAUGUAAUUGUUUAUUCAAAAGUUUUAUUGCUUUAAAAGAGAAAACUAAUAUAAAUCACUGAUCAUAAUCUGGUUUUUACCAUUUGGUAAGAAUAUGGCUGGGGGAAUUAAUCACUUUGGAGAUAAUGGCUGAUAAUUGCAGAGUUUAUUUGCCGUGGUGGGAGUGGGGAGGAAUCCAGCUCUGCCUGCAGGACACGACUGAAGAGCCUGGAAAACCCACGGGAAUCACUGCACGGCUUUUUUGGGUCAUUUAACUUUUGAACUGAGGGGUUCUGCUCCUCUUCAGCUGAAAGGAAAAUUGUAGGAAAGCUGCAUUAAAAAUCCAACCCUGGGUUAUGGAAUGCCAUGAUCCCACUGGAUCCUUUGUCUGUGCACAGAGUGUGGGUGAUGUUUGAUCCUGAAGCAGCACAGAGCAGCCAAAUUUCUUCCUCAGCUGGACAGAGGCCUCAGAAAAUUGAUUUAAUGUGUGAAAUUCUCCUCACAGAAGAAAUAAAAACUCUGUGGCAAAUUGUUAUGAGUCAAUAAAUGAGGAUAUUUAUUUGU
This is a messenger RNA of Chiroxiphia lanceolata (lance-tailed manakin), 3034 nucleotides long. RefSeq names its product progestin and adipoQ receptor family member 5 (gene PAQR5). Gene Ontology annotation, cellular component: membrane. Gene Ontology annotation, molecular function: signaling receptor activity. NCBI's taxonomy places the organism in Eukaryota, Metazoa, Chordata, Aves, Passeriformes, Pipridae. The record is from RefSeq and is a predicted model, not a curated record.